GUCUCCGCUCGUUGGUGGGUUCCUUCCCGGCAUCCCCGGCUGCUGUAACGGAGGCCGUUCCUGCUCCGUGACCUUCGCUGGUCGCCGGUGUGUCCCGACCUAAAGAUGGUGCAAAGUAUGAUUCCAAAGUCGUGGAGACCCAUGAAGUUGUACUUCACUACUGUUUACCAAGAAAUAUGGGUUGGUCUGGCAUUAACAGCUUACGCCUAUUACAAAAUUUCAUACGGUGGCAAGAAAGCAGUGGCGAAUAAGUCUUCUGGCCACCAUUAAAGAUCUCUUCUCUUGGAGAAUGAAUUUGGUGAUUGAUCAUCUUUGCCAUAAAUGAAGUUAAUUCUAAAACUGUAUCUGAUGCUUCUGCUGUACUUAUAAAUAUAUUGAGCAAGAAGGAAUUAAACAUGUUGGAUAAAGUA
This is a messenger RNA of Coturnix japonica (Japanese quail), 410 nucleotides long. RefSeq names its product ATP synthase membrane subunit j (gene ATP5MJ). The record is from RefSeq and is a predicted model, not a curated record. Lineage: Eukaryota; Metazoa; Chordata; Aves; Galliformes; Phasianidae. Gene Ontology annotation, cellular component: mitochondrion.